Zeugodacus cucurbitae (melon fly) is the source of this 1292-nucleotide messenger RNA. It is a transcript of the gene Bub3, whose product is annotated as mitotic checkpoint protein BUB3. The record is from RefSeq and is a predicted model, not a curated record. Gene Ontology annotation, molecular function: ubiquitin binding. Lineage: Eukaryota; Metazoa; Arthropoda; Insecta; Diptera; Tephritidae. The transcript has 2 exons. Gene Ontology annotation, biological process: mitotic spindle assembly checkpoint signaling. Gene Ontology annotation, cellular component: kinetochore; mitotic checkpoint complex; bub1-bub3 complex. The coding region runs from base 114 to 1094 and encodes 326 amino acids.
UUAUUGUGAAUGGUGGUCAGUAGAAAAAGAAGUGUGCUGAAAUUUAGACGCCGGCUGAUAUAAUUUUACAUUUUCAUUUAAAUUACUUUCAUUAAUAAACUGCAAAUAAGGACAUGCGUCCCACAGAAGUAAAGCUAAACAAUCCGCCCGAGGAUGCUAUAUCGGCAGUAAAAUUUGGUCCAAAGACGAAUCAAUAUCUGAUUGCAUCUGCUUGGGAUGGUACGGUCCGCUUCUACGAUGUCGUCAAUAAUGCCAUGCGACAGAAGUUUGUCGAGGACAUGCCUGUUAUGGAUGUUGCAUUCAUGGACAUUGUGCAUGUGGUAAGUGGCUCGCUGGAUAAACAAUUGCGUUUGUAUGAUGUCAAUACGCAUACGGAAAACAUUGUUGGUUCGCAUGAUGACGCUGUAAAUUGUGUCGAAUAUGCUGAAUCUGUAAAUGGUAUACUAACCGGCAGUUGGGAUAAAACCAUCAAAUUGUGGGAUAUGCGGGAAAAACGUUGUGUUGGCACAUACGAACAAAGCAACGGCAAAGUGUAUUCAAUGUCGGUGAAUGAUGAGAAAAUUGUUGUUGCCACAUCCGAUCGCAAAGUGCUAAUUUGGGAUCUGCGCAAAAUGGAAGAAUAUAUGAUGAAACGCGAAUCAUCGCUGAAAUAUCAAACGCGUUGCAUUCGUCUGUUUCCAAAUAAAGAAGGUUACGUGAUGUCUUCGAUUGAAGGGCGCGUUGCCGUAGAAUAUUUAGAUCCUGAUCCAGAAGUACAAAAGCGAAAAUUCGCUUUCAAAUGUCAUCGCAACAAAGAGGACAGUAUUGAACAUAUUUAUCCAGUAAAUGCAAUUAGUUUCCAUAACGUAUAUAAUACAUUUGCGACGGGCGGUUCAGACAGUUUAGUAAACAUAUGGGAUGGUUUUAACAAAAAACGACUUUGCCAAUUCCAUCAAUAUGACACUUCAAUCUCAUCACUCAACUUCAGUCAUGACGGUAGCACACUAGCUAUUGCCUGUUCAUAUAUGGAUGAGUUUGAGGAACCACCUGCCAAUGUGCCAAAUCCUGUUAUUUAUGUGCGUUAUGUAACUGAUCAAGAAACUAAACAGAAAUAAAUUUUAAUUGGAACAUGUCUAGUAGUAAGGUGAUGGCAGUGGACGUUAUAUGAUAAUUUUACGAAAUUUGUUUGGCAUUUACAAAAAUAUAUGCUCCAUAAUGCUACUAUUUAUAAACACAAGUAAACAUUUUAUUUGAAAUUUUAUUGGUUUGGCCUUGUUAACGUCUACUAAAAUAUAAAAAACAUGUUAAUAUUA